CAUAACCUCAAUUAUUUCGCAAACUUGACAAUAUAUGUAUACAUAGGCACUUACCGUCAGUAUCAAUGAAAAAUAUAAAAUUCUAGGAUAAAAUGAUAGCACACUUGCCGAGGUUCGUACCAAAUUUAGUUGGUUUGAUCAAAGCAACUCGAUUCGUUCACAGUGUUAAGCAUCGUUCAAUUAGUUAUAGCGGUAAAGUGUUUGCACCUUUAUAUAGGAAUUUCGAAGAUGUUAUCGGCAGUCGGCAAUCGGAAGCAAGUCGAUCGAUUGUAGUGCAGGUGGCUUCAGAGAAAUCAUUCGAUGAUGUUCAUCAAUACUGUAGUCAAUUUGGACAUGUAACGAAGGCCUACUUUUAUACCGUACCCAAAGAUACCAGUUUUAUUUUGCUUGAGUAUGACAAUAAGGAUUCGGUGAGCGAGGCAUUUCAAUCGAGUGCCUUUCCGGAACUUGCUUCAGGAGUGGUACCUGUGAAGAGUAGUUUCAUGUGGUUUCGAAAUACGCCAAACAAAAGAAAACUUAAACAGAUCAAAGAUAGAGUCCCAUUGAAUGUGCACGAAGAAUCCGUUGAGAGAAAAACCGGAAAACUAGCGAAAAUACUGAGAGAAUCGAAUUCAAUAUCAGAGCAAAUAACUUUAUUGUAUGAAAAUACACGGCUAAAUGAUCUUUCGGUGCGAUUGAGAUUCCUAGGAGCGUUGCAAAUUCAACGAGCACUCAGUGGUUUAUUUUUGAAUCAUGUCGUCUUGCCGUUCGGUUCAACUGUCAAUGGUUUUGGGAAGCUUGGCUGUGAUUUGGAUAUGAUAUUACACUACAAUUCUGAUGAUUGCUCAUACAAAUCGCCAAGUGAUUACAGCAACAGACGACUGAUGUUCCACACAAAAAGCUGCUCGUCCGACUCAGAAGCAGCGAAGCGAGGAUUGAUCGAGAAUCACAUCAAAUUCUAUGGUACAUUAUGUGAAUCAUUCAUUCCCGGUGCUGCGAAUGUCACUCCAAUCUACAAGGCUCGCGUACCAAUCGUCCGGUAUUUUCAUAAAUAUUUGGAUAUCAGCGUCGAUAUUUCGUUGAUUAAUAUGACUGGUUUUUAUAUAUCGGAAUUGUUUCAUAUUUUUGGUGAAACCGACGAGCGUGUUCGACCAUUGGUGUUCUUAGUUCGUCGAUGGGCACAAGAAAUGCAAUUGACUUCGAAAACGAACACGCAUUCAUUCACCAAUUUCCAAAUAACCUGUUUGGUUUUGAGUUUUUUGCAGCAGUUACCUGACCCAAUCAUACCCACAGUACCAGAAUUAGUAUCAGCAGCACGUAAAGAAGAUGUUCGAUACUCGGACGAAGGACGAGGCUAUACAUUUUUACGAGACAUGGACAAAAUUCAAUUUAAAACACAAAAUACGAGUUCACUAGAAGAAUUAUUUGUUCAAUUUUUGGAAUUUUACGGCACGUUUGACUUUACAAAAAACUUGGUGUCGUUGACAUCAAAGAAACCAAUCCGAAAAAUUGAGCCAUCAGCACUACAAAUUGCGAACCCAUUCGAAAUGGAACAAAAUUGGAGCCGAAACAUAAGCUCUGAAGAAUGUGCCGCAUUCAAAAUGCAUGCUCAAGAUACGUUUGCUGAUAUAAUGGAGAUAGGCAGUACAACGAAGCCAAAUCAAGAUCGAUGGGGACUCUUGUCAAUAUUUCCACAAUUGAGAUAAUCAAUUUACUGUUAUUUUUUAAGUAGUUCGAAAAAGAGUUUUUUUAACCGCCAAUAAAUUUACACCCUUUUGACAUUUAAUGCGAUUCGCCUUUGUUUGACAGUUGCUGAAGCAUGCUUAUAACUUUGACAGCGAUAGACAUAACAUAACCAUACACUACAUUGUGAAAUUGCGAAUAAACAAAAAUUGAAACGAAGUAUUAAA
This is a messenger RNA of Sitodiplosis mosellana (orange wheat blossom midge), 1889 nucleotides long. Its product is annotated as poly(A) RNA polymerase, mitochondrial-like. Gene Ontology annotation, molecular function: poly(A) RNA polymerase activity. The coding region runs from base 93 to 1685 and encodes 530 amino acids. Gene Ontology annotation, biological process: mitochondrial mRNA polyadenylation. NCBI's taxonomy places the organism in Eukaryota, Metazoa, Arthropoda, Insecta, Diptera, Cecidomyiidae. The record is from RefSeq and is a predicted model, not a curated record. The transcript is spliced from 3 exons.